ACGGUUAAAUAUUUGUUUAUAAGCUUUUCCAACAGAAUAAAAAAAAAGUUAGGGAAUGCCGAAAUAUUAUUGCGACUACUGUGACACAUACUUAACCCACGAUUCCCCGUCGGUGCGAAAAACACAUUGUACAGGACGAAAGCAUCGCGACAACGUUAAAUUUUAUUACCAAAAAUGGAUGGAGGAACAAGCGCAACAUUUAAUCGAUGCCACUACAGCCGCAUUUAAAGCUGGUAAAAUUACUCAGAAUCCGUUUACCAGUGGGGUUCCACCAAAACCUGGAGUAGCAAUACCCCCAAAUAUGGCAGCACCACCAAGGCCUGGUAUAAUACCUCCUCCGGGGUUGUCGGGAGCGCCAGGAAUGCCACCAGGAAUGAUGAUGCCAGGAGCUAUGCCGCCGCCUAUGAUGAGCAUGAGACCACCUCCUCCGAUCAUGGGACCUAUGGGGCCUAUGAUGGGUCCGCCACCACCAUUAGGCACCUUGGCAGGUGUCCGGCCGCCUACUAUUAUUAACGGCCCGCCUCCAAAAUAGCAAUAAAUAAAAAAUGUUAACAAGUAUACAUAGUUAAAAAGUAUUUGAUUAUUAGUUUAAAAUCUUUUCAGUGGAAAAAAAACUUAUUUCAAAGAUAUAAAAGUAGCAAAAUUUCUUAGUAAAAAGGAAAAAAAGGAGCGAAGCACACUGGACACGGAUCUAUUGUUAACAUUUGUUUUC
Glossina fuscipes is the source of this 712-nucleotide messenger RNA. RefSeq names its product U1 small nuclear ribonucleoprotein C (gene snRNP-U1-C). The coding region runs from base 56 to 532 and encodes 158 amino acids. Gene Ontology annotation, cellular component: nucleus; U1 snRNP. Gene Ontology annotation, biological process: spliceosomal snRNP assembly; mRNA splicing, via spliceosome; mRNA 5'-splice site recognition. NCBI's taxonomy places the organism in Eukaryota, Metazoa, Arthropoda, Insecta, Diptera, Glossinidae. Gene Ontology annotation, molecular function: pre-mRNA 5'-splice site binding; zinc ion binding. The record is from RefSeq and is a predicted model, not a curated record. The transcript has a single exon.